ACAUAAUAACCAAUCCCAACUGCUCUCCCAGAGAGACACAUUAUCCACCUUUAUUAAAUUUGGGGGUUUUUCGUCUCUAACCUCGUAAGUACAAACCUUUGAAUUAGAAUCAUAUUCUAGGGUUUCUGAUAAUUUUGGAUAAAUUAGGGUUUUAUUUCUUCCCCGUUGAAGGAAAGAAUGCCACCAAGAACGGUCAAGAGAGGAGGAGGGCCGUCUGGGUCGAAGAGGUCGGCCAGAACGACGAGAGGGUCGGCUAAGCAACAGCCGGAAGUCGUGGAAGAGACGGUGAAAGAGGUGCCGAUCAGGGAAGAGGAAAAGCCGGUCGUUGAGUUUGAUAAUAAGCCGAUUCCUCUAGAGCCUGAAUCAAAAUCCAACGUCAACGUUUUGGCUCCUGCUGCGCAAAAAGAGGAUGAGGUGAAGGAGUCUGUAGAUGAGUAUGAAAAGGAUGAGCGUCUAGAGUUGGAUGAUAACGAAGCUGAGUAUGAACCUGAAGAGUAUGGUGGGGUAGAUUAUGAUGACAAGGAAAUAGAACAAGAGGAUGUUCAGGAGGUGGAAGAAGAAGAAGAAGAAGAAGAAGAGGAAGAACUGGAUGAGGAGAAUGUUGGUGAAGAGGAAGAGGGUGAUAUGGCAGAGGGGGAAAUGGAAGAUGUUCCUGAAGAACAUGAUGAGGGUGAAGAAGAUGAUGAACAUGCUGGCAAGGAGCCACAUCACCCAGAGAUGGUUGAUGCAGAGGAAGAGGAGCAUCACGAAUUAUUUAAGGAGAGGCGCAAACGUAAAGAGUUUGAAGUAUUUGUUGGUGGUUUAGACAAGGAUGUCAUUGAGGAUGAUCUAAAGAAAGUGUUUAGUCAGGUUGGUGAGGUCACUGAGGUGAGGCUGAUGAUGAACCCGCAAACAAAGAAGAACAAGGGUUUUGCAUUCUUGCGUUUUGCAACCGUGGAACAAGCAAAACGAGCUGUUACAGUUUUAAAAAACCCCACGAUAAAUGGGAAACAGUGUGGUGUUACUCCCAGUCAAGAUAGCGACACUCUCUUUCUGGGUAAUAUUUGUAAGACAUGGACAAAAGAAGCAUUGAAAGAGAAGCUGAAACAUUAUGGAGUUGAGAAUGUUGAAGAUUUGACUUUGGUAGAUGAUAGUAACAAUGAGGGAAUGAAUCGGGGUUUUGCCUUUCUAGAAUUUUCAUCUCGUUCUGAUGCCAUGGAUGCCUUUAAGCGCCUUCAAAAGAGAGAUGUUUUAUUUGGUGUUGAUAGACCUGCAAAGGUUUCUUUUGCUGAUUCCUUCAUUGACCCAGGCGACGAAAUAAUGGCACAGGUUAAGACUGUGUUUGUUGAUGGUCUGCCUGCAUCAUGGGAUGAAGACCGUGUUCGAGAGCUCCUAAAGAAAUAUGGGGAGAUUGACAAGGUUGAGCUUGCCCGAAACAUGCCAUCUGCUAAGAGGAAGGAUUUUGGUUUUGUUACAUUUGACAGUCACGAUGCUGCAGUCACAUGUGCAAAAAGCAUUAACAAUGCUGAAUUGGGUGAAGGAGACAACAAGGCCAAAGUUAGGGCCAGGUUAUCACGGCCUCUUCAGAGAGGUAAAGGCAAACAUGCUAGUCGUGGUGAUUUCCGGACUGGACGGGGGAUGGGAAGGGUUACAAGGGGAUCUUGGGGCCGUCCGACUCCACGUAGCUUACCUGGACGGAGUGUAAGAGGAAUUGGAAGUCGUCUCCCACCACCCAGUAUGAAGAGACCUGUUGGACUAAGGGAUAGGCGUCCUAUUAUGUCCAUGCCAACAAGACCAAGGCCCAUGCCACCACCUCCCCCAAGGUCCUAUGAUAGAAGAGCCCCUGUUCCUUCAUACCCAAAGAGUAGCUUUAAGAGAGAGUAUAGUCAGCGAGAUGAGGUUCCUCCAAGGAGCAGAGCUCCAGUAGAUUAUGGUUCCAGGGUCGUUGCAGACAGGCGACAAUCUUAUAGAGACGACUAUCCAUCUCGUGGCUCUGGCUAUUCUGACAUGCCUAGAAGUACAUCUCGUACUGCCACUAGGAGACCUUAUGUGGAUGAUGGCUAUGGUCAAAGGUUUGAAAGGCCUCCUCCAAGUUACCGUGAAGGGCGUGCUCGUGAUUAUGAUUCUGUUUCUGGGUCAAAACGUCCAUAUUCUUCAAUUGAUGAUGUUCCUCCACGUUAUGCUGAUGCUGGUGUCCGCCAUUCGAGGGCUCGUUUGGACUAUGACAUAGGUGGAGGUUCUUCUCAAUACGGGGAUGCAUAUGGUGAUAGAAUUGGGAGAUCUAAUUUAGGAUAUGGCAGCAGUAGAAGCUCUAUCUCCAAUCAGGAUUCACAUGGACUAUAUAGUAGUCGUCAGGGAAUGGGCUAUGGAGGAGGUUCUUUUAGUAGCAGUGAUGUCGGUGGAAUGUACUCAUCAAGCUAUGGUGGUGAUUAUAUGUCUCGUGGAUCUGAUCAGGUUGGUGGCAGCUCUUACUCAUCACUAUAUCCUAAUCGCGGUGUGGGUGGCAGCAGUUACAUGGGUAGCAGUGGUUCUGGAUCAUAUUAUUGAUUUAUCUCUUUCCGGAGAGAAAAUGGUUACUGAAGACUUUGGCAUCUCUCUAUUUGCCUAAGAGGUAUGAUGCAAGAGGAAAAUAAAAGGAGCCAUAUGGUUACAAGUGAAUUUUCUAUGGAACAGAUUUGACAUGACAAAGAGGGGCUGCUCUAGGAUGUGGACUAUAUGAAGCUUUGCAUUAUGAUGCCUACCGUUUUGGAGAGGAGCAUGUUGCUGAGCAUAGUAGCCUCUAUAUAUUUUAUUGGAAGAAGUUACCUAACUUAAAUGUUCUGUAAGUAGAGAAGGGUUGCACUGGUUUAAGCCAUUCGUGGUUCUACAGACUGGUUACUUUGUCAAGUGUUUAAGUUUAUGCUGUAAGGAAACUUCACUCAUUUAGAGAUGAAAACAAGAAGUGCUUAGUAUGUGAUAUGUAUGUUGCUUCUUUUA
Messenger RNA from Pistacia vera, 2955 nucleotides. Its product is annotated as heterogeneous nuclear ribonucleoprotein Q. The coding region runs from base 178 to 2526 and encodes 782 amino acids. The transcript has 12 exons. Gene Ontology annotation, cellular component: nucleus. The record is from RefSeq and is a predicted model, not a curated record. Lineage: Eukaryota; Viridiplantae; Streptophyta; Magnoliopsida; Sapindales; Anacardiaceae. Gene Ontology annotation, molecular function: mRNA binding.